Messenger RNA from Dentiscutata heterogama, 614 nucleotides. The record is from the annotation of a GenBank genome assembly. NCBI's taxonomy places the organism in Eukaryota, Fungi, Glomeromycota, Glomeromycetes, Diversisporales, Gigasporaceae.
AUGGUACCCAACUCUGGUGAAGAUCAUCAAAUCGAAACCAAUACAGAUUCCGAGUUGGGCAAUCCUUCCAGAUCAAUGGUCACACAUACAUCCAAUUCGCAACCCCAAAUGGAAAGUUUAUGUAGCACUUGUCUCAGGGAAUCUCUCCAGGAACAGGGAUACUCAGAACAAGUAUUUAAACUGGCUUCAAAAGCCCUUGAUUCUAUAGCAUCAUCUACUGUAUCAUUCAAUAUUCGUAUAUGGCAAAAUUGGUGUAAAGAGAAAAGUUUAAACCCAAUAAGCUGUGAAAUAAAUGAAAUUACAAGUUUUUACAUUACUAAUUAUCAAUCAAAUAAUGAAAGGAAUUUGGGCUUUGAAUCACCCUUUACCACCUUUAGACAACGUAUCAAAUAUAGUUCUUCAUUAGACACUACUAUUAAAUGGGGAAAUAAUGAAAAUUUGCCUCUACUUCAACUUAACAAAAAAACUGCCUUUCUAUUAGCAAUCACUACAGGAUCUCAUCUCUCAGAUCUCUGCAGAUUAGACAUGACAUCAAUCUCCCGCUCCAGAGGAGGCAUUAACAUUAAAUGCAUUAUGCUUAAAGAAGCCAAGAUAUCAACAGCAAAAGGAAGGAG